UGUGUGUGUGUGUGUGUGUGUGUGUGUGUGUGUGUGUGCGUGCGUGCGUGUUCAUCUCCUGGCGAAGCUGGUAGUUGAACAGACCUCAGGAAUCACACGAAUGACGUCGUUAUGUCUCAUACUUUUGCACUUUGGUGUUUUUAGUGAACCAUGUGACAUUUAAGAUGAUUCUCCAGUAAGUGGCUUGAUGCGCUGAUGAUUAAAGUGAUUUGAUAUAUUCAUGCGCAUAUGCAAAUUAAAGCCAUUAGUUCAGUUUAUGACGUUGUACUGUGACCCUGAGUGGUUUGGCAAUAACAAUGAUACAGGAGUGUGUUGUGCACCAAGGUAGAUUACAGUUGAGGUUGUUGUGUUAACUCCUGUGUUUUGUUGACAUUAUCUAUUCUUUGAUAUUUUAUAUUAGCUAUAUUUGAACAAAUAUAGGCAACGAUAUAUUCCUUUGUUCCUGAAAAAAGAAAAUCUCUGAUAUUUUUCGGAUUGUUUUGUUCUUAGAGACAUCAAACUCCCUACCGAUAGACAAAUCUCGGAUUUGGGAGGGGAUGUGCUGCAUGAAAAGCAUUUGAAAAUCUAAUGCUUUUUCAGGUCUUAUCCAUACAGAGGUGACAGUUUAAAACAUAUUUACAGAAAUUAUAAAAUUAUAAUGAUUCUUUCAUCUGACAAGAUAAUCCUUGGGGCUCCUAGAGCCCACAAAUAUAUCGAUCAUAAAUAUAUCUCUCAUUUUACAGCGUAUUUAAAAGCCCAAUUAUAUCUGAGGAUAACACAGGUCAUCCAUCAAUAGAUCAUCAAUGAUGCAACACUUAGAUUUUCCAUUACAACAUGUUUUGUUUUUUUUAGCUGCAGCACUGAACUGCACUAGUUGAAACGAGAUAGCACUCUCCUUGGCAGUCAGCCUGUUCUCAUGACAGAAUAUCCAACCCUUUCUGUGGGUUUCCAAGAAGAAACUAUCAUGUGGGCUGUUGAUUCCGAGUGGCCUUGGUUCGUGAAAAAGGACGGCCUGACGGAGAAAAAGCUGCCGUUAUUUAAUAUGUGCUGGUUACUGCAACGCAUUAUUCGUGUUCAGCUCAGUACUUUAUAGUCAGGCAUGAAGGAAUGAUGUUUCCUUCAUCUUCCUCUGUGUUCCCUCGCUAAAACCUUCACUCUUGAGUGUUAAACCGCUGAUGCAAACGAAAGCAUCCAUGUUAUUCCCUUACACAUGGUUCCUGUUACUUCAUACAGUGGGGUAACACCGGAUCAGAGAACAUUUGCUGACGCUGCCGGUGCUGCGGAAGACUCACCAUCAAGCCUCGUGAAUCAUAGAGCAGAGAGAAAGAGCUGUCUCCAGCCCUAACACGUCGUGAUCACCGCAGCAACUAGGGACAAUAUGCAAGUAGUGUUCAUAGCGUCGCAUGAAUAACAAAAUCCAGGCAAUGUCAGGCAGUGCAGGCUUGCAUUUCUGAGUGUCACAUCAUUUAAAAAUAGAUAAGAUUUGACAAAAUUACAUUAAAGUAACUGGCCACAGUAAAAGUGGGGGGAAACACAGUUGUCACCCUGACAUAAUUCUCAGAGGGGAGAAUGAAUACAAUUCAAUAGUGCGUGUAGUGUCCAUGACAACAGCGAUUGGGGCCAUUAUCUGGAAACCGUCCACCAGUUCAUACAUCCAUUUAUCCCUAAUGAGGUGAGAGACACCUGAACAAGGCACUAAAAAUAGACCAGUACCUUGUUUGAAUGGAUCAGAUCGUCUGAACAAAAUGUACAAAAGCAUAUUUUCACUCGGAUUUUGAAUCAGUUCGAACGCAUUUGAAAAAGCUGCAGCACACCAGGUGAAAAUGUAAAAAUGUACUGAUUCAUCAAGAGCUUGUUUCUUCAAAGGAAAAGUACAACAGUUUAGAGUGGAGAUCUUUUUUUUUGAGAGGAGGGGAGAGCGAGAGAGAUCUUCUUUGUGCUUCUAUAAAAGGACUGCGCUCUGGAUGAGACUCUGUGACGCAGGAUCUGGUGCUCGGUGUGGGUGUAUAAAGAGAGGGCACUCAGCUCCGCGUCCGAGCACACAUGGAGAAGCAGCUGGGCUGGUAAGACGGUGACAGCCUCCUGGUUCCCCCGGGGAAGAACACAGAGAUGAACACAGCUGAGAAGUUUUACCUUCCCGUUGAUGGCAUCUUUGAAAUGUUCAACUCUCUCACCGGGCUUCACCAGUCACACCAUACCCACCCAGUCCUGCAGAGCGCAGCCCUGACCCCGGUGCCCCAGCACCUCUCAGACAUAUCGAAGACGGGCAUGGGCAUCAUCAAGAGCCUUAAAGAGCGCUGGAGACAACAGGAUAAGAGAGCCGCUGUGAGUAGGUCCUUGAGUUCUGGCAAGCAGCAGGCGUCGGGCUAUCGACUCCAAAAGAGCCCCAUGGACCUGCUGGAGCUGGGUGUGACCAAGCCCCGGAACUGUCGCAGAAUAGUUGUGCUUGGCGCGCCCAGAGUGGGCAAAACCAACAUCCUCCAGCGGUUCUUGGGCGGCGAAUUCGAAGAACGUUAUGAACCGACAACCGAGGACUUCCACAGAAAGCUGUUCCACAUUGGAGGAGAGGCGUACCAGGUGGAUCUCCUGGACGCCUCAAGUGAGAGGGACUUCCCUGCGAAACGGAGAUUAUCCAUCCUGACAGGUGACAUCUUUCUGCUCGUCUUCAGUUUGGACGACAAAGACUCCCUGGGUGAAGUCGGUGAGCUGCUGAAGGAGAUCAAAGAUGCCAAGGCCAAGUUACUGAAAUUAAAAAGUCCCGCGAGAGCGCCGGCCGUCGUGUGCGGCAACAAGGCGGACCUGGACGCGCAGAGAGCCGUCAGCUGCUCGGAGGUGGCAGAGACCGUCGGCGACGAGGUCUCCUUCUUCGAGACGUCGGCGAAAGACGGCUCCGGACUGGACGGCGCGUUCAGGGCCCUCGCCGCUCUGGGCGGACUGCCCGACGAGACCUGUCCGUCUCGGCAUCAGCUCGUGCCCGUCCAGUCGCUGCGGGGCGGGAGGCGGGAUCGGUCGCCCCGCGCCGCCCUGGAGCCCCUGGCGAGCCGCCCGAGCUUCACUAGCGACCUGCGGCUGGUGCUUGGAUCAAGCACCAAGCACAACAAACCAGAGAAGUGUCAGAUUCAAUGAAUUGUGCAUCUUCUCGAUCAGAACCAAUUGCAGUAGUAUGCUGCAAUGUCAUAUCAUGUGAGGAGUUAUACUCCCUGGCACUUGGCUGGACCAGUGCGUUCAUAUUCUUUUUUUUGUAGCCUAUAUAUGUUAUUAACUGUAUUAUACUAUCACACAAUAAAACAUGUUAUUUCUAAUU
Scophthalmus maximus (turbot) is the source of this 3283-nucleotide messenger RNA. RefSeq names its product RASD family member 2 (gene rasd2a). Gene Ontology annotation, molecular function: GTP binding; GTPase activity. The record is from RefSeq and is a predicted model, not a curated record. NCBI's taxonomy places the organism in Eukaryota, Metazoa, Chordata, Actinopteri, Pleuronectiformes, Scophthalmidae. Bases 2089 to 3105 code for a protein of 338 amino acids. The transcript has 2 exons.